Tribolium madens (black flour beetle) is the source of this 908-nucleotide messenger RNA. RefSeq names its product gamma-aminobutyric acid receptor alpha-like. Gene Ontology annotation, molecular function: transmembrane signaling receptor activity; extracellular ligand-gated monoatomic ion channel activity. Lineage: Eukaryota; Metazoa; Arthropoda; Insecta; Coleoptera; Tenebrionidae. The transcript has 4 exons. Gene Ontology annotation, biological process: monoatomic ion transmembrane transport. Gene Ontology annotation, cellular component: membrane. The coding region runs from base 1 to 891 and encodes 296 amino acids. The record is from RefSeq and is a predicted model, not a curated record.
AUGGCGAAAUUCAUUUGUUUCAUGUUAAUGGGCACAGCCCUCUCGUUCAAAGGGCGCCCUCUAUAUGUAAAUCUUUCCUUAAUGAUUCACGAGUUAAAAAUUUUCGAAAAUAAAUAUUUGUUGGGGGGGUUGUUGACCCAGCGAUGGGUCGAUUCCCGUCUGGGGGCCAACCCUAAAACCCAUAAAAUGGCAAUUAAUGGCCAAAUUUGGAGCCCUAAAAUCGUAAAUGUGGUCGGGGAGAGGGGGAAAAGUGAUGAGGAUACAAUUUUUUGGAGGGGUUUUGAGGGACGUGUCAUUUUGAGUGAAAAAAUUAAUUUGAAAAUUUUUUGUACUUGGGAUUAUCGCAAAUUUCCCUUUGAUACACAAAAGUGUGACUUUAAAUUUGGUUCAUUUAGGUUUCUUAAAGACGAAGUUGAGUUAAUUUGGGAUUUAAAACGGGUAAAAGUGGCCACAAAUCUGGUUUUUAACGAUUUUGAGGUAACCAAGAUUGAAACAAGUCUAGAAAUUGAAACUAGAAAUGAGGGUAAUUUCAGUGUUGCUGUAGCACAAUUUAGUGUGAAACGGCGGUCAGAACCCUAUAUUUUUUGCAUUUUUUUACCCCUAAAUUUACUCAAUUUUUUGUCGUUUUGUGUCAAUAAGAAUUUAGUUUUUUUCAAUGUAACAAUUUUAAUUUUUGUGUUAAUUUCGUAUAGUGCCACACACCCGACGCCAUAUUUGAAAACAAGCGACAUUUUUAUUUCGAUUUGUGCUUGUUUUUCCUUGAUACUUCUCGUGGAAACACUUAUUACGUCACUGAACGACUUUCAGUAUUCCACGAAUCAAAUGUGGGUCAGGAAAUGGUUUUACCCAAUUUUUUACAUUUUUGUAAUGUCACUGUAUGUAUUUUUGUAAUAAAAGUUUGAGGGUCA